Dentiscutata erythropus is the source of this 181-nucleotide messenger RNA. NCBI's taxonomy places the organism in Eukaryota, Fungi, Glomeromycota, Glomeromycetes, Diversisporales, Gigasporaceae. The record is from the annotation of a GenBank genome assembly.
CAGAAGUCGCGAUGAACUGAUUAAUGAUGUUGAAGAAUCCUUUGGCGAUGAGAAUCAUGAGAAAACUCUACUGGAACGAAUUUACAAUCAAAUAGUGUCUGUAGAUGAGAAGUUCUUGAUGCUAUAUGUUCGAUCUUCAGAAGCUUCAGAAAGAUUAUCAAAUCUUAGAUCAUAUAUGAUU